Molecule: messenger RNA, 1545 nt
Organism: Microtus oregoni (creeping vole)
Lineage: Eukaryota; Metazoa; Chordata; Mammalia; Rodentia; Cricetidae
Product: intraflagellar transport protein 172 homolog
Exons: 14
Coding region: 772-1545 (257 amino acids)
Biological process (GO): intraciliary transport
Cellular component (GO): axoneme; ciliary basal body; intraciliary transport particle B
Source: RefSeq, a predicted model, not a curated record
CGUCGCUGCUUGGUGGGUUGUCCAGGUAACCGCGGGAGUAGUCUUGGUCAACGACCAUCCGAGACCUGCGUCACGCAGUUGAAGCACCUGAGGACCCUGCUGAGCCCUCAGGAUGGAGCUGCGAAGGUGAUUUGUAUGGCCUGGUCCCAGAACAACGCUAAAUAUGCUGUCUGCACAGUGGACCGAGUGGUAUUGCUGUACGAUGAGCAUGGGGAGCGGGAGAGACAAGUUCUCCACCAAGCCAGCUGACAUGAAGUGUGGCUGGAAGAGCUACAUGGUAAAGGGCAUGGCUUUCUCCCCUGAUUCCACUAAAAUUGCCAUCGGACAGACUGACAACAUCAUCUAUGCCUACAAGAUUGGAGAAGAUUGGGGUGACAAGAAGGUCAUCUGUAACAAGUUCAUCCAGACGGUAAAGUUCAGAGAGUGCUGUCACCUGUCUACAGUGGCCUGCAGAGUACAUUAUUGUCUUCGGACUGGCUGAAGGCAAGUUGCUCUGGGAAAGGCAUCCUCUCAGGUCACGCAGACGGCACCAUCGUCAGGUAUUUGUUCGAUGAUGAAGGCUCCGGAGGGUCACAGGGGAAGUUGGUUAACCACCCAUGCCCACCGUAUGCCUUGGCUUGCGCAACCAACAGCAUCGUGGCAGCAGGCUGUGAUCGGAGGAUUGUGGCCUAUGGAAAGGAAGGCCACGUGCUACAGACUUUUGACUACAGCCAUAAUCCUCAGGAACGUGAAUUCACCACAGCUGCAGCAAGUCCUGGAGGCCAGUCUGUCAUGCUAGGAAGCUACGACAGACUCCGGGUGUUCAACUGGAGUCCUCGAAGAAGCAUCUGGGAAGAGGCCAAGCCCAAGGAGAUUGCCAACUUAUACACCAUCACAGCCUUGGCCUGGAAGCGGGACGGCUCCCGGCUCUGUGCGGGCACCCUCUGUGGUGGGGUGGAACAGUUUGACUGCUGCCUCCGAAGGAGUAUUUACAAGAACAAGUUUGAGCUGACGUAUGUGGGACCCAGCCAGGUGAUAGUGAAGAACCUGUCUUCAGGGACCAGGGUGGUGCUCAAGUCCCACUAUGGCUAUGAGGUAGAAGAGGUGAAGAUCCUGGGGAAGGAACGGUACUUGGUGGCUCACACAUCGGACACACUGCUGCUCGGAGACUUGAACACCAAUCACCUCAGUGAGAUAGCCUUGCAGGGAUCUGGUGGCAAUGAGAAAUAUUUCUUUGAAAAUGAGAAUAGGACGAUCAAUGUCCGUUCCUCUCCCAGUCAGAGUUCCUAUUCUUCCACAUCCUCUCCAGGACUUGAAAUGCAUGUGGAUCUGAUUGGCAGCUACAACAUUGGUACUAUCAGUCACGAGAGCCAUGUGGAUUUGCUGGAACUUAAUGAGACUGGGCACAAGCUUCUCUUCAGGGAUCGGAAACUUCGUGUCCAGCUGCCCUUUGCCCCAUCCCACUGCCGCAGUGUGCUUCAGCCACACUUAGCUGAAGGCAUGGACACUGACUCGAGCAGUCUCUUGUCAGGGUGGCAUCUCCAAAGAGGUUCGCUUUUCUUGUGA